AAACUGGGCUAUCGAUAUCGAUGGUGAGAUUUCUACUUUUCUCCCCCACCCAUUUUCAAAUCAUUUUUACUCCAUCAGAGAAAACCCCCCAUCGGAGCUACAAAAUUCCCAUUCCCACUUCCUUCCACCAAACACAAACCCCUCAAUUUCACACAAGAGAAAGAGGGGAAAUUUUGUUUGAGAAAAGGACAUCCCAAGAACAACCCCACAAAUAAUUUAACAAAUUCUCCACUUUAUUUUUUCAAUUCCCCACUUCGGUUCUUGGGAGGAUUCCAGGAAGGAUGAAAUUUAUUUUAAGAAUUUACGAUCGAAAAAUGCUUUUGCGUUCGCCAAUUUCAUCUUGUUGACGAAAUUUUUGAUCUCUACUAAUCUUGUUAUUUAAGAUGGAAGAAGGAAGUGAGUCAACGAGAUACUGGUGUCAUGUAUGCAACAGAGUAGUCGAAACGUUCAGGGAGGCUGAGACGAUCAAAUGUUCGUCAUGUAACGGCGGAUUCGUGGAGGAACAUGAUAGCGUAAGGGCUGAUGAUCACAACCACCAACACCAACUCGCCGGAGAUUCGGAAUCUGACCGUGCUAUGUCAUUGUGGGCUCCAAUUUUGCUUGGAAUGAUGAGUAACCCUCGCCGGCGACGUAGAUUAAGACAGAUUGAGAACAACGAGGAAAACGAUGAGAAUGAAGAUCAUAACGACUCCGAAGAACGCUACCGUCGUUACCACCGUGAAGGAGGAGAGUCGGAAUUGGAUAGGGAGUUGGAGUCUAUUAUGAGAAGGCGGCGGCGAAGCUCCGCCGCGAUCGUUCAACUCCUUCAGGGGAUUCGCGCCGGGAUGAUAACGCAAUCGGAGAAUAACGCUGAUAGGGAGGGCGGAGAGAGUAACAGAGAUCGAGAUCGUGUUAUUCUGAUUAAUCCGUUUAGUAAUACAAUCAUUGUCCAGGGUGGUGGCAGUGGUGCAAAUUCAUUUGACUCCUCCGGCGUCGGCGGCCCACAGAACCACCCAAUCGGAUCCCUAGGCGAUUACUUUGUGGGCCCCGGUCUGGAAUUACUCCUCCAGCAUCUCGCGGAGAAUGAUCCAAACCGGUACGGAACACCACCGGCCAAAAAAGAGGCGGUGGAGGCCAUGCCGAUAGUGAAAAUCCAGGAAGAUUCCGUUCAAUGUUCAGUUUGUUUGGAAGAUUUUCAGAUCGGAGAUGAAGCAAAAGAGAUGCCAUGUAAACACAGGUUUCACGGUGACUGUAUCCUGCCAUGGCUAGACCUUCACAGUUCAUGUCCAGUUUGCAGGUAUCAGUUACCUUCCGAUGAAUCCAAACUCGAACGAGACCGUGAAGCUUCCCGUGCUAUCACUGUCAACACCAACGUGAUCGCCGGAGAAUCUGAGAUCGCCGGAGAAGACGGUUCCGGUUCCUCCCGGCGACUUUCUGUAACUCUCCCUUGGCCUUUCAACAGCCUUUUCUCAUCAACAUCAGCUUCAGGCACUCAAAUCACAAACCCUCGUUUGAUAAUGGACACAGGAUCGUCGGACUCAGGGUCAGGUCCGCCGGAAAGCGGAGGUGGUCGGAGGGAUGAUGAUAAUCAAUGAACAGCAGCUCAGCUGUAAGUUUUCCUUCAUGUUGUGUAUACGCCGUCGUUACAGAAACGUGUACAGAGAUCGGAUAUUAUAUUGUUUAAUAUUGACAGGAGUAUAUCGUGUUUCUGUCUUCUUUUAUGUAAACCUAAUUAUGAAGGAUUGUUUACGCCUUCUUCAAAUUUUUUUCCAACAUUUUUCUAGAUUA
Messenger RNA from Lactuca sativa (garden lettuce), 1767 nucleotides. RefSeq names its product E3 ubiquitin-protein ligase SIRP1. Gene Ontology annotation, molecular function: ubiquitin protein ligase activity. Gene Ontology annotation, biological process: protein ubiquitination. NCBI's taxonomy places the organism in Eukaryota, Viridiplantae, Streptophyta, Magnoliopsida, Asterales, Asteraceae. The record is from RefSeq and is a predicted model, not a curated record. Gene Ontology annotation, cellular component: cytoplasm.